UCAUGGUUUCUCCAGUAGAGGGCGAGCUGCGGGUCAGGAAGGACGUGGAGCUCGACCGAGAAACAACAGCGUUUUACAACAUCACUGUGACCGCCAGCGACCUGGGGACCCCGCCCCGCAACAGCUCUGUGGUGGUCGGCGUCCGUGUCAGAGACAUCAAUGAUAACGACCCGGUCCUCCUGAACCUCCCUCACAACACCAGCGUGAGUGAAGGAGCAUCCAUCCACACCUCGGUGGCUCGAGUCCGAGCACGAGACACCGAUAGCGGACGAAACGCUCUGCUCACGUACAACAUCACAGCUGGAAACCAGGACGGAACGUUCUACAUCAACGAUACGACAGGUGUGGUGCAGGUGAAUAGACCUCUGGACAGAGAGCGAGUGUCAGAGUACAGACUGACCAUCACCGUCAAAGACAACCCCGAGAACCCCCGCAUCGCCCGCCGGGAUUCAGACCUGUUGUUGAUCUCUGUUCUGGAUGAGAAUGAUAAUCGUCCUGUGUUCUCCAGGAGCAGCUACAGAGCUGAGAUCACUGAGAACUCUGCAGCAGGUAGCACAGUGUCAGUGUUAAACGGUCCUGUUCUGGCUGAGGACAGAGACAUCGGAGCGAACGCGGUGGUGCACUAUCACCUGCUGGGAUCCAGAGUGGACCUGUUCACUGUGGACUCUGACACAGGUGUGAUCCGGGUCCGUCAGGGAGCCAGGUUAGACCGAGAAUCCUUCCAAGAGCCUCGGGUGGAGCUGUUUGUGGUCGGGGAGGACGUUGGGGGUUUAAACAGCAGCGUUCCACUCACAGUCACCAUACUGGACCAGAACGACAACCCACCUGUGUUCAGCCCGCCCAGUUUCAGUGUACGUCUACCUGAGAACAGCCCCACAGGUGUGGUGGUGACUCAGCUUUCGGCCACAGACGCUGACUCGGGUUCCAACGGUUGGCUCAUGUAUCGGUUGGAGAGUGGCGCUCAGGACCGUUUUGUGGUGGAUGCGCUCUCUGGCGCCGUCCUGGUGGGAAACACCACCCUUGACAGAGAAGAGAGAGGAUCCUACCGGCUGGUAGUCAUGGCAACAGAUCGCGGCACACCCCCCAUGUCGGGCACGGCCACCCUGACGGUCAUCUUGGAUGACGUGAAUGACUCGAGGCCUCGUUUUAUCGAUCCCGUGACCAUGAUCAAUGUGAACGAGUCUACGCCGCCUGGGGUGGUUGUCGCCACGCUGACUGCAGAGGACCCAGACCUGCACCCCCGCCUUGAGUACUACAUCAUCUCAGUGGAAGCAAAGGAUGAUGGGAACAACCCGGUGGACGGCCUGCAGGAGUCUUUUGGCAUCGAUUUACACACAGGCGCCGUAUUCGUACGAAACCCGCUCAACAGAGAGCAGGUCGCCACGUUUGAGAUCAUCGUGUCCGUACACGACAACGCAAGUGAGGUCAUCGAUAAAUCUGGCAGCGUUCCAAAUGCGAGGCUGACCAUUAACGUGUUGGACGUGAAUGAUAACGCUCCUCGUUUUCGACCAUUUGGAGUCUCAAACUUCACAGAGAAGAUUCUAGAAGGAGCUCAGCCGGGCACCACGCUGCUGUCAGUGUCAGCCGUAGACCCCGAUAAAGGUCCCAAUGGGCAGGUCAUCUACCAGCUGCUGCACCUCCCCCGGGGGGGUUACGUCAGGCUGGAGGACCCCUCCACAGGGAAGAUCGUGGCCAAUCAGACGGUGGACUUUGAGCAAGUUCAGUGGCUGAAUUUCACGAUUCGAGCUCAGGAUCACGGCUCUCCUCCGAGGAUCGCUGAGCUGCCUGUUUACCUGAGAAUUGUCGACGUGAACGACAACAACCCUGUGUUCCUGCAGCCCUCCUAUCAGGAGCCCGUGUUUGAGAACGUGGAUCUGGGAACCACCAUAGUCCGAGUCAGUGCCACGGACGCAGACUCGGGCCUGUUUGCUGUGGUCGAAUAUAGUUUGGUGGACGGGGAGGGAAAGUUUGGCAUCAGACCGACCACAGGAGAGAUCUACAUCCUGUCUCCUCUGGACAGAGAGACCAAGGAUCACUACACGCUGACCGCCGUUGCCAGAGACAACCCCGGAGGAAUCUCCAAUAACAGACGAGAGAACUCUGUGCAGGUCCUGGUGACGGUCCUCGAUAUAAACGACUAUCGGCCUCGAUUCACUGAGCGAGUGUUCAACACCAGCGUGUUUGAGAACGAGCCGAGCGGGACGUCUGUGAUCACUGUGCGAGCGGUCGACCUGGACGAAGGAGAAAACGGAGCCGUGCUCUACAGCAUGCUGGGACCUCACUCAGAUGCCUUCUCCAUGGAUCCAAACACGGGUCUGGUGCGUUCUCGCCGCCUGCUUCAGUCCUCGGAACAUUUUAAUCUGACGGUUGUGGCGACGGAUCAGGGCCGUCCUCCUUUGUGGGGCACCUCUGACCUCAUCAUCACCGUCAUCGACGUCAACGACAACAGACCUGUGUUUGUCAGACCGGCCAACGGGACCAUCAUCCACAUCUCAGAGGAGCAGCCCCCGGGCCUCCCCGUGUACGAGGUUCAUGCCACGGACUCUGAUGAGGGAGUGAACGGGGAGGUACGAUACGCUUUCCUGCAGACUGGAGCUGGGAACAGAGACUGGGAGAACUUCCACAUAGAUGCUGUGUCCGGAGUCAUCACGACCACGGUCAAACUGGACCGAGAGAAACAGGCGCUGCUCAGCCUCAUUAUCGUGGCCCGGGAUAUGGGUCAGCCGGUGCCGUAUGAGACCACUCAGCCCCUCCAGGUGGCUCUGCUGGACAUUGACGACAACGAACCCGUCUUCCUGAAACCACCUCGUGGCAGCCUGCCGUACCAGAAGCUGAGCGUACCUGAGCACUCUCCUGCAGGUACAGUGAUUGGUAACGUGACCAGAGCAAUGGAUGCAGACGAAGGAUCCAAUGCAGUGGUUUAUUACUUCAUAGCAGGAGGAAACUCUGACGGAAAUUUUGGCCUCAAUUUGGACGGAGAGCUCAAGCUGCACAGAGACCUUGACCGAGAGGAGACGGCGGUCUACUUCAUCGUCAUCAAAGCCUCCAGUAACCGGAGCUGGACUCCGCCAAGAUCUCUGAGGGCAUCACGACCACGAGCCCUGGACCCCACCCGCGACCCCUCCCUGCUAGAGGUCCGCAUCGAGCUGGAAGACAUCAACGACCAGAAGCCACGCUUUACUAAAGUCGAGUACACUGCAGGCGUGGCUGCAAACGCCAAAGUGGGCUCAGAGCUGAUCCGGGUGGUGGCCAUCGAUAACGACAUUGGGAACAAUAGUUUGGUUCAGUAUCACAUCGUAACAAUCCGAUACUUCCAGUCACAGAGCAACGGCAGCGAGGACGUGGGCAGCAUCUUCAUCAUCGGAUUGACAGAUGGAAUCAUCCGAACAUACGACCUCUUCACCGCCUACAAUCCAGGCUUCUUUCAGCUCGAGAUCCUGGCGUGCGAUUUUGCUGGACACUGCACGACUACCAACGUGAACAUCUACAUCCUCCGAGACGACCAGAGGGUAAAAAUCGUCUUCAACGAGAUCCCCGACCUGGUCCGAGAAAACCAGGAAGAGUUCGUCAACCUGCUGUCCAACAUCACAGGAGCCAUCGUCAACUUAGACGACAUACAGUUUCACGUGGACAAGAAGGGCAGAGUGAGCUACGCUCAGACCGACAUGCUGAUCCACGUGGUCAACAAUCAGACCAACACUAUCCUGGACGUGGACAGGGUGAUCCAAAUGAUCGAUGAGAACAAAGAGCAGCUCAGGAAUCUGUUCAGAAAGUUUAACGUGGUGGAUGUUCAGCCUGCAGUCAGCGACAAACUUCCUGAUGACAUCACCACGCUGCAGCUCGUCAUCAUCAUCCUGGCUGUGCUGCUGUGUUUAGCAGGAAUCCUGUUUGUCACCAUGAACUGGCAUUACCGCAGAGUACACCAGAGGAAGCUGAAAGCCAUCGUAGCUGGAUCUACAGGUAACCAGGGUCUGAUGGACAUCCUGGACAUGCCCAACACCAACAAGUACUCGUUUGAGGGGGCAAACCCCGUCUGGUUGGACCCGUUCUGUCGUAACCUGGAGCUCGCCACGCAGGCCGACCACGAGGACGACCUCCCCGAGAACCUGAGCGAGAUCACCGACCUGUGGAACAGCCCCGCCCGCACACAUGGAACGUUUGGUCGAGAGCCUCAGGCGAAGCCUGAAGACGAUCGCUACCUGAGAGCCGCCAUCCAGGAAUACGACAACAUCGCUAAACUGGGCCAGAUCAUGAGGGAGGGGCCGAUCAAGGGCUCGCUCCUGAAGGUGGUCCUGGACGACUACCUGAGACUGAAAAAGCUGUUUGCAGCUCGACUCGUCACCGUGUCCACGAGUCAGGGGGACCACUCGUCCGUCACCGAGCUGAUACAGAGCGACCUGGAAGACGAUGACGACGAGCGUCUGGGCAACGGUGGGCGGGGCACUCUGCGUUUCAAACACAAACUUCCUGUGGAGCUGAAGGGUCCUGAAGGCAUCCACGUGGUCCACGGCAGCACUGGGACCCUGCUGACCUCUGACCUCAACAGUCUGCCGGAGGACGACCAGCGGGCGCUCGCUCGCUCUCUGGAGGCCCUGAACAGCGAUGGCGGGCUGUACUCUGAACGCAACGCCCGCACAGAGUCUGCCAAGUCCACACCGCUGCACCGCCACAAAGACGGGGACGUGAUGUCCGAGAGUCCACUGGAGAUCACAGAGUUAUGACUAGCAGAGGCCUCGCUGGUCUGAAGACCACCGGACUCCACGGCUCCCCCUUGGGGAGGAGUGUGUGUAGUCUAGUUAACCAAUCAGACGACCUCACAGAGACAGCCUGUGGUUGGUCUGAGAGGAUCACGUGAUGAGGGCGGAGCUUAUUUCAAGAGACAGAACAAACAGAGACCUCCAUCAAAGGAUCCACCCCCACUGUGGGAGGAGCUUAUUCUACCUUAAAGGUGCCUCAUCCUCACUGAUCCGAUACCUGGACUGCACACACACACACACACACACACACACACACACACACAUACAGACACACACACACAUACAGACACACACACACACACACACAUACAGACACAUACAGACAGACACACACACACACACACACGUGCGCACACACACACACACACACACACACACACACACACACACACACACAAGCUAGAAGUAUGCAAUGGCGUGGGAUUUGUGCGAUUGGACCAGACGAACACACCUUGCGUCUAUCUGGACCAAUUGCACAAAUUCCACACCAUUUUCACACACACACACACACACACACACACACACACACACAGAGACCAGUGGAGGCCGUUAACACAAAGAAGAUUUUAAAAAGCUGGACGGAGCGGAGACGUUUUUAAAUACUUUUUGUUUGUCGCUGACUUGAAGACGAACAUUGAAACAGAAAGGACCUCCGAUGUUUCCAGGUGAUGUAACCUGACACCAGGUGUGGGCGGAGCUCUUCCUGUACUUUAAAGUUUAAAAAAAAGAAAUUAAAUAUGAAAAGGACUUCCUGUGUCAGAUCUUCAUCUUCAGCGUGGACGACUCAGAGACUCAUAAUAAAAAACAUUUUAUAAUACAUUUUUAAAUGCAGAAAAAAAAGUCCUGAAAAGAUUUUUUAGGAAUUAAAGACGGCGCUGAGCCCACACUGCCCCUGCUGGAUCUGCACAGUCACAACAUUUGCUUUAUUUUUUUAUUUGAUAGAAAUGUGAUGAAUUAAAGAAUUAAAGAUAUUUUUGAAGAAGAUAAAAAAUCUGUUAGUGAACAUGCGGGAAUCCGCCGCGAUGUUUGGAGUUUGUGGAUGUCGUGCUUCGUGACGUACGUGUUUGUUUUUGUUUGUAUGAAACUGUUUCUGAAGCGUGCCGUGUUUCUAACGUUCAGUUUUUAUAUUCACUUUUUGUACCUUUUUAUUUCUUCGUCAUUAUCGUCCCCGGUCCAGAGUCUGUGUUGGGAAAUGUUGGAUGACCUGUGCUAAUAAAAGAAGUAUGCAAUGA
This is a messenger RNA of Labrus mixtus (cuckoo wrasse), 5989 nucleotides long. RefSeq names its product cadherin-related 23 (gene cdh23). Gene Ontology annotation, biological process: homophilic cell-cell adhesion. Lineage: Eukaryota; Metazoa; Chordata; Actinopteri; Labriformes; Labridae. The transcript is spliced from 29 exons. The coding region runs from base 3 to 4721 and encodes 1572 amino acids. Gene Ontology annotation, cellular component: catenin complex; plasma membrane. Gene Ontology annotation, molecular function: calcium ion binding; cadherin binding. The record is from RefSeq and is a predicted model, not a curated record.